Galeopterus variegatus (Sunda flying lemur) is the source of this 2227-nucleotide messenger RNA. RefSeq names its product integrator complex subunit 10 (gene INTS10). Bases 60 to 1976 code for a protein of 638 amino acids. The transcript is spliced from 17 exons. Gene Ontology annotation, biological process: snRNA processing. The record is from RefSeq and is a predicted model, not a curated record. NCBI's taxonomy places the organism in Eukaryota, Metazoa, Chordata, Mammalia, Dermoptera, Cynocephalidae. Gene Ontology annotation, cellular component: integrator complex.
CGUCUGCGGAGCCGGAAGGUCCGGGCCGCGUUCGGCUGGGGUUCAGCGGCGCCCGGGUCAUGUCGGCCCAGGGGGACUGCGAGUUCCUGGUGCAGCGGGCCCGGGAGCUGGUGCCCCAGGACCUGUGGGCGGCCAAGGCUUGGCUGAUCACGGCCCGCAGCCUCUACCCGGCGGACUUUAACAUCCAGUAUGAGAUGUACACCAUCGAGCGGAACGCGGAGCGGACUGCCACCGCCGGGAGACUGCUGUACGACAUGUUUGUGAGUUUCCCAGAUCAGCCGGUGGUGUGGAGAGAAAUCAGCAUUAUUACAUCAGCAUUAAGGAAUGAUUCACAGGAUAAACAAACACAGUUUCUAAGAAGUUUAUUUGAAACUCUUCCUGGUCGGGUCCAGUGCGAAAUGUUACUGAAGGUCACAGAACAGUGCUUCAACACACUGGAACGGUCAGAAAUGUUGCUUUUACUUUUGAGGCGCUUCCCUGAAACCGUGGUGCAACAUGGGGUUGGCCUUGGGGAGGCACUGUUAGAGGCUGAAACUAUUGAAGAGCAAGAAUCUCCUGUUAACUGCUUUAGAAAAUUAUUUGUUUGUGAUGUCCUUCCUCUAAUAAUUAACAACCAUGAUGUUCGGUUACCUGCCAAUUUAUUGUAUAAAUAUUUGAACAAAGCAGCUGAAUUUUAUAUCAGUUACGUCACUAGGUCUACUCAGACAGAAAAUCAGCAUCAGGGUGCCCAAGAUACAUCUGAUUUAAUGUCGCCUAGCAAACGUAGCUCUCAGAAGUACGUAAUAGAAGGACUGACUGAAAAAUCAUCCCAGAUCGUGGACCCUUGGGAGAGGUUGUUUAAGAUUUUGAAUGUUGUUGGAAUGAGAUGUGAGUGGCAGAUGGAUAAAGGAAGACGUACAGGAUGGAGUUCAGAUGAUGAAGACUAUUCUGCAAAAGGAAGAAAUCGUCACAUUGUCGUCAAUAAAGCAGAACUUUCUAACUCUAUUGAGGUGUUAGAAAGCUUUAAACUGGCCAGGGAGAGCUGGGAGUUGCUCUAUUCCCUAGAAUUCCUUGAUAAAGAAUUUACAAGAAUUUGCUUGGCAUGGAAGACGGAUACUUGGCUUUGGUUAAGAAUCUUCCUCACUGAUAUGAUCAUCUAUCAGGGUCAAUAUAAAAAGGCAAUAGUCAGCCUGCAUCAUUUAGCAGCUCUCCAGGGGUCACUUUCUCAGCCACAGAUCACGGGACAGGGGACCUUGGAGCAUCAGAGGGCACUCAUCCAGCUGGCGACUUGUCACUUUGCUCUAGGGGAGUACAGAAUGACAUGUGAGAAAGUCCUUGACUUGAUGUGCUACAUGGUACUACCCAUUCAAGAUGGAGGCAAAUCGCAGGAUGAACCCUCAAAAAUAAAGCCCAAAUUUAGAAAAGGUUCAGAUCUGAAGCUUCUGCCUUGUACCAGUAAGGCUAUUAUGCCAUACUGCCUGCAUUUAAUGUUAGCCUGUUUUAAGCUUAGGGCUUUCACAGACAACAGAGAUGACAUGGCACUGGGGCACGUGAUCGUACUGCUUCAGCAAGAGUGGCCACGAGGAGAGAAUCUUUUCCUGAAAGCUGUCAAUAAGAUUUGCCAACAAGGAAACUUCCAAUAUGAGAAUUUUUUCAAUUAUGUUACAAAUAUUGAUAUGCUGGAGGAAUUUGCCUACUUAAGAACUCAGGAAGGUGGAAAAAUUCAUCUGGAAUUACUGCCCAAUCAAGGAAUGCUGAUCAAGCCUUCUAGCCCUCCCAUGGGGUUGCUGCAGCAGGAAUUCUUACCUGUGCUUCAGCCCAGCAUACAGACUGCUGACAGGCACCACACGGUAACUCGGGGCAUCACCAAAGGCGUGAAGGAGGACUUCCGUCUGGCCAUGGAGCGCCAGGUCUCCCGCUGUGGUGAGAACUUGACGGUGGUGCUACACAGGUUCUGCGUUAAUGAGAAGAUCUUGCUCCUGCAGACUCUGACUUGACUGGAGACCUUUCUGCCAGAGCCAGUGUGUAGCUGUGUAAUUUGGGGGAAGACAUACAGCAGUGACAAAUGUCCCUCUAACAGCUCUUAAAAGGAGAAAAAAAGCCACCUGAAUUCUAACUCCUUGGUUGCUUAAAAGUAGUUCCCAGGAGCCUGAAAACCAAUUUCUAUUUUUAAGAGUUGUUUUUUGUAAUCUUUGUAAGACAAAAGAAUCAACCCGUUUUGUAAAUAAAAAUCAUCCUAAAAUUUGAA